AUGUUUCCUUACAAGACUCUGUAUAUCCUAGCCCUUGUAGCGAUCACCAAUGCCGUGCCUAUCACUGUUCACAACUAUGCCCUGACGCCCACUUCCCCGCCCGCCUGCGUCGCCAAGGCUUCGCAGUCGCUGACCGCCACUCCCACUAGCAUUGCGGUACCCCAGAGCACUGGUGCUUCUGACGACUGUUCUGGCUACGACGAUGACGAUGGAGCGUACAACACCUCGACUUCUGGAUACUAUGCGAGGAACAUCGGUGGCUUGCCCCGCAUUCCCAAGUUCAAUAUGACCGUCGUCGAUGUGGUCACACAAUUGCAGAGGAGCUCCGUCAUGCGGGCGCCUCUCUUGCGUCGCGCCCACAAGGUGAUAAUCACACGCAUCGCUCAACCAGACCUUCCCCAAGUUGCACAGGAGUGGCAGGACCUCUGCCUCGCCAGCGGCGGCGACAUCUUCACCAACGAUCCUUGCGUGAAACUGGCCGGCGAAGACGGCAUCAACGCUUUGCUCGCCGGCGACGACCCAUGCGCCCAACAGGACAACGCCGACGCUAUGAUCGACUUUGCGAACUCUGCAAACAUCACGAACCGCGACGCGCUCGUCGCGAACGCCGUGGCUUACCGCAAGCACCCGCGGAACGCGCUCAACAUCAACGGCAUCGUGCCGUCCACCCCGUUCUGCCAGAAGGCACCUAGGAACCCCGAACUUCAGGGUCUCGUCAACGCUCAGCUCGAUGGCGUCGACCUCGGUUUGUUUGGUGGGCCGAAGUUCCCCAUCGUGGCUUUCGGAGCGAGUGGCACUUGUCCUUUCGGUCAGACUCCGGACGUCUCCACCUGUUCCUGCAACUGA
Messenger RNA from Heterobasidion irregulare TC 32-1, 846 nucleotides. RefSeq lists its product as uncharacterized. The record is from RefSeq and is a predicted model, not a curated record. Lineage: Eukaryota; Fungi; Basidiomycota; Agaricomycetes; Russulales; Bondarzewiaceae. The transcript has 5 exons. Bases 1 to 846 code for a protein of 281 amino acids.